AUGGUUGAUAUUGCAAGGCAUGGCGGACAGAAACGACGAAAGGGACGAAUUUAUCAAUGCAUUUUGCUUGCAACGUUUACUGCGGGAUUUGCAGUAUUUAGCUCGUACGAUGCUGAAUUCCCCAUCCCGAUUGAGCAUGAAAUGUUCAGAGGCAUCACCUAUCUUUCCAAAGAUCCUCGGUGCCGAUACAAUGGAAACUGUCCCACAGGACAAACCUGCCGAGGAGGAACAUGUCGUCCUUACAUGAAUGAAACUAUAUUGACGCUCCGAAAACCUGUGCAUAGUGAAUGUGCAAGGGUAUGUUUGGAAGAACUCAAGGCAGACGAAUGGUGGUAUCAAGAGUCCAUACCAAUUGUCCAAGGAGAGUAUCCAUGGGACGGUGGGUGCAUAAUACAAUAUCAGAGGCAAGGCAAAGAUGAGUUUAGUCAGAAAUGGAAGCCGCCAUCAUUAGAAGAAUGGAUGCAACAACGAUACAGAUAUGUGUUGCGGGCCGAUCCCUCACGACAACGUGGAUUAGAGGCUCCUUCAAGCUGGUUUGCCCUCUGUGCACAGCCGUGUGAAUCGAAUCAAGAUUGCCCCAGCGAUAUGAAGUGCUUGGGACGACCGAAAUCUGAUAUCCCCCCUACCAUCUCUGCUGAACCAAAGAGUUGCGGUUCUCCAUCGCCUACUCGGUUCGCUGAUGAUCUAAUGAUUGUUUCUGGUUCCAACACAAGGUACUUUAAUGCACUCGAGAACUUUGCGGCAUCUUUAAAGUUUUGGGCCCCAAAGUCAAAGCUAGCCGUGUUCAAUUUGGGAAUGUCGGAAGAGCAACUAUUACAAGUCCGGAAAUGGCCAAACGUGCAUCGGAUACACUGGAGAAAUGGUUUUCCUUCGCGAUUUCCAGAACACAUUGACAACCUGCACAACUAUGCAUGGAAAUCCCUUGCGAUAAACGAGUCAGUGCAUGAAUACAAAUCAAUGUUUUGGUUAGAUGCUGGUGCAACCUUUUCGGGCCCGAUUGAUCCAAUCAGGGAGAUUAUCCAUCGAGACGGUAUCUUUCUAGUCAAAGGACAAGAUGCCCACAUGAAGGAUCUAUCUGUUCCCGAAACCUACAAAUGGUUCGGUUUUGAAAAAGAUUCCUUCGUGGGUGGGCCACAUUUUGCUGGCGGAAUACAAGGUCAUGUCCAUCCCUCUAGAUAUAUUGACACCAUUGUUCUCCCCAACGCUGAGUGUGCCAUGGACGCAAAGUGCAUAGACCCCGAGGGAAGCAGUUUGGGGAAUCAUCGCUUUGACCAAACAAGUCUGAGCAUACUUGCCUAUCAAUACCAUGUCCGACCCCAACACCACACAGAGUAUCUCGCCGCUGGUCGACAUCGAUUGAAUGAUGACAUGAAGAUUCCAAAUCGAAUCCGAAUGUGGACGGCGAGAGGAAGUUGUUCUUUCUAUUCGGAAAUGAAAUAUCUGUUGGCUCCAAAAUAA
Messenger RNA from Cylindrotheca closterium, 1458 nucleotides. NCBI's taxonomy places the organism in Eukaryota, Bacillariophyta, Bacillariophyceae, Bacillariales, Bacillariaceae. The record is from the annotation of a GenBank genome assembly.